This is a messenger RNA of Cavia porcellus (domestic guinea pig), 20930 nucleotides long. RefSeq names its product zinc finger protein 431-like. Gene Ontology annotation, molecular function: DNA-binding transcription factor activity; RNA polymerase II cis-regulatory region sequence-specific DNA binding. The coding region runs from base 133 to 2067 and encodes 644 amino acids. The record is from RefSeq and is a predicted model, not a curated record. The transcript has 4 exons. NCBI's taxonomy places the organism in Eukaryota, Metazoa, Chordata, Mammalia, Rodentia, Caviidae. Gene Ontology annotation, biological process: regulation of transcription by RNA polymerase II.
CUUCCAGUGUCAUGGCGUCAAUUGCAAGGCCAGGGCAAAAAAGGGAGCGCUAGAUGUUUGCUAGACAACUUUUUUUGCUUCUGUUCUCCGUGGACUGCUUAGAAAGAACCUGGGAGACCUCCAAACUACACAAUGGAGGUGGUGACCUUUGAGGAUGUGGUUGUGAACUUCAGCCAUGAGGAGUGGACUUUGCUGAGUCCAUCCCAAAAGAACCUCUACAGAGAUGUGAUGGGUGAAACCUUUAGGAACAUGGCUGCAACAGGAGGACUUGGGGAGAUCCAGGAAGCUGAAAAAGAAUGCAAAAUUUACUGGAGAUACUUAAGAAAUGACAAGCUAGGGAAAUCCUAUGGACGUACAUCUUGGAAUCAGUGUAAAGAAGUAUUCCCUUGUACUGCAGAAGGUAAUGUGAAUGUGAAAGAAGCAGAAACACACCACAAUAUUCAGAUCCAUGAAAAAUAUUGCAGUGGAGAGAAAUCCUAUGUAUGUCAGCAAUGUGGAAAAGGGUUCAGCAAAUCUGGACAUUGUAAGCAACAUGACAUAAUUCACACUGGAGAGAAACCCUAUGUAUGUAAGAAAUGUGGGAAGGCUUUUAACACAUGGGGAUAUUUUAAGAAACAUGAAAGAAUUCACACUGGUGAGAAACCAUAUAUAUGUAAGCAAUGUGGGAAAGCUUUUAUCACACAUGGACAUUUUAAGGCACAUGAAAUAAUUCACACUGGAGAGAAACCAUAUGUAUGUAAGCAAUGUGGGAAAGCUUUUACCCGACAUGACCAUUGUAAGCAACAUGAAAGAAUUCACACUGGAGUGAAACCAUAUAUAUGUAAGCAAUGUGGGAAAGCUUUUACCCGACAUGACCAUUGUAAGCAACAUGAAAGAAUUCACACUGGAGUGAAACCAUAUAUAUGUAAGCAAUGUGGGAAAGCUUUUAACACACAGGGAGAUUGUAAGAAACAUGAAAGAAUUCACACUGGAGAGAAACCCUAUGUAUGUAAGCUAUGUGGGAAAGCUUUUAUCACACAUGGACAUUGUAAGGCACAUGAAAUAAUUCACACUGGAGAGAAACCCUAUGUAUGUAAGCAAUGUGGCAAAGCUUUUAACACACAGGGAGAUUGUAAGAAACAUGAAAGAAUUCACACUGGAGAGAAACCCUAUGUAUGUAAGCAAUGUGGGAAAGCUUUUGCCCAACAUGGAGCUUGUAAGCAACAUGAAAGAAUUCACACUGGCGAGAAACCAUAUGUAUGUAAGCAAUGUGGCAAAGCUUUUAACACACAGGCAAGUUGUAAAAUACAUGAAAGAAUUCACACUGGAGAGAAACCCUAUGUAUGUAAGCAAUGUGGGAAAGCUUUUAUCACAUAUGGACAUUGUAAGGCACAUGAAGUAAUUCACACUGGAGUGAAACCAUAUGUAUGUAAGCAAUGUGGGAAAGCUUUUACGCAACAUAACUAUUGUAAGCAACAUGAAAGAAUUCACACUGGAGAGAAACCCUAUGUAUGUAAGCAAUGUGGGAAAGCUUUUAUCACACAUGGACAUUGUAAGGCACAUGAAAUAAUUCACACUGGAGUGAAACCAUAUAUAUGUAAGCAAUGUGGGAAAGCUUUUAACACACGGGGAGAUUGUAAGAAACAUGAAAGAAUUCACACUGGAGAGAAACCCUAUGUAUGUAAGCAAUGUGGGAAAGCUUUUAACACAUGGAGAGAUUGUAAGAAACAUGAAAUAAUUCACACUGGAGAGAAACCCUAUGUAUGUAAGCAAUGUGGGAAAACUUUUAGCACACGUGCAUAUUGUAAGGUUCAUGAAAGAAUUCACACUGGAGUGAAACCCUAUGUAUGUAAGCAAUGUGGGAAAGCUUUUAACACAUGGGGAAAUUGUAAGAAACAUGAAAGAAUUCACACUAGAGAGAAACCCUAUGUAUGUAAGCAAUGUGGGAAAGCUUUUAUCACACAUGGACAGUGUAAGGAACAUGAAAGAAUUCACACUGGUGAGAAACCCUAUAUAUGUAAGCAAUUUGGGAAAGUUUUAGCCCAACAUGGACAUUGUAAGCAACAUAAAAGUUCAUAUUCAAGAUAAAACCAGUGUAUAUAAGCAUCCUAAGAAUUUUUUGACCACAAUUACAUAUUGCAUAAUGCAUGAAAAAUGUCACACUGGGCAGAAAACUUAUAUAUCUAAGGAAUGUGGGAAAGGUUUCAGCAGAAAUGCUCAUUGUCCAAUACAUGAAAAGAUUUACACUGUUGAGAAACCCUGUUUAUGUGAAGAAUGUGAGAAAGCUUUAACCACACAUGGAAUUUGUAAAAUACAUCAAUGACUCCACACUGGUCGAGAAACCCUAUGCAUAUAACAAUGUGGCAAAACUUUUACCACAUACAGUCAUUGCAAAACAGAUGAAACAAUUCACACUGGGAUUAAUCACUCACUAUGUAAGCAAGUGGAGACACUUUCAGCAUCCAAAUUGUAAGUGAAAUACCUGAAAAAACUCACACAAGAGAUAAAUCCUAUGUGUUAUGGGAAUACUCUCAGCACAUAUGAUCAUUGUUACAUAUCUGAAAGAGCUCACUGGAUCCUAUGUGCAUUAACAGUGUGGAACAUAUCGCAAUCCAUGUUUGUUGUUAAAUACAUAGAAAAGGCAGCACUCUUUGGAUAGUUUAGAUCUAAGUUUAUUUUAAAAAUUCCAAGUAGACCUGAAGAAAUAAUUGAUACAGAAGUUUGAUGUCAAUAUUUCUUCACGAAUUUUCCGGAAAUGACAAAUCUGAAGUGGAGCUCUACUCAAGUACACAUUUUAUAUGGGUUUCAGUUAAUCACUUAUACCUCUUUAGAUUUUUUAAUGUGUCUUUGUGUUUCAACAUGGCAUCUUGUAAUUAAACAUGGUAAACUGAAAUGGGCUUUUCACUUUCAAGUAUGGAUAGUGUCUAUGUACUUAACAUUUUGUUUUUAAAACUUAAUUUUCAUAUUUUUGGUGAAUUUUUAUUUAAAGAAAAAAACCAAAAACUGUAGAAAUAAUACAAAAUUUCUGAAAAAUAAACAAUAAGAAAUCACUAGUUGAUUAAUUACAUAUUGUCAUCUUAGAGGUAAUUGUUCAAGUUACAAAAUUAAAGCAUACAAAGUGAUAUUCAAAUAAUGACACUGUGAACAAUUUACCUCAGUGAUCAAAAAAAACUUAUUAAUAUGCUUAUCUGUUCUACAAAUUGUUUUUUAUCUUAAAGAUGGUAAAGUUAAACAUGACAAAACAGAACAGUUCAUAAGGAAACAAGUUAAGGAAACAGGUUUCAAAGCAAGUCCACUGAGAUGUUCAUUUUCUUAAUGUCUAUCUUAAUGUCUAUCUUAAUGUCUCUAGUUUUCUUCCAAAUAGUUGUUCCCAUCUUCAGAAGCAUUGAAUAUAUACUGAACAUUAUAGAACUAAUCAAAUAAUUACAGGAUGAUAAUGGCUUUUUUGAUCUUCAAGACUGAUGUUGGGGAAGUUGAUAAUGAUUACCAUAAUGUGUCUCAUUCUCUUCAUAGUAGAUCUCUUUAUUUUUAUGUAUGCUGAAACUGAACAUAAGAGACUAAACUAAUAUCACUCUGAACAGUGAAUAAUAGUAUCCUGAGAAGGAGAAAGGUGAGGAAUUGCCUAAAAAAAGAAGGCAGAGGACAUUGUUAAAAGUGUAUCAGGAUUUAAAAGCUACAGUAGUUCUGUUGCGCUGUUUAGUUUGAUUAUAUUUUGUUCUGGUCUGUCUACUCAUAUUAGAUUUGAGGGCACAGAGAGGUAACCCAAAAAUAGCAGGUUAUACCAUGAUGGUAACUGUCCUUAAUUUCCAAUUAACUAAAACUGAAACCCUGUAUUACUUACAUUGUCGUACUAUAACUGAUCUUAUUGGAAUCAGGUUUGUUUGAAUGUUAUUUGGCCUUGACUGAUUUUAUUCACAUUUGGUAUGCUUGCUGGUAUCAAGUCCAAGAGUAGAGGCCACUACUCUGAAGAUAAUAAGAUGUGAAACAUAUAUAUUGGGGGGCUGGGGAUUUAGCUCAGUGGCUUAAGCACCUGCCUGGCAAGUGUGAGGUCAUCACUUUGAUCCCCAGUACCAAAAAAUAAAUACAAGAUAUAAAUUCCAGGUUUAUUUUUUUUAUUUAAACAGAAAAAAAGAACAUAAAAAACAAAGCAGUAAAAGGGUACAAAUCAUACAGAAUUUCAAGAAAAAAUACAGUAAGAAAUCACUAGUUAAUAGGUUACAUAUUGUCUUCUUAGAAACAGUUGUCCAAAUUAUAAAAUUAAAGCAUAUAAAGUGAACAUUCCUACAGCGAGAGUCCAGACAGUUGCAUUCAAUGAACCAACAAAGCUCAGUAAUAUGGUUUUCCUUCCUACACACUCAAACAGGCAAUUAUAUCUCUUAGACUACCUUCCUUUCCUCUCUUCUUCAAAAUUACAUUUACGCUUUUGAGUUUUUGUUUUACUCCCAUAGUUCUUAUUACUGUUUUUUGAAGAGAAUAAAACCUCAAGUGAGUUAAAAAAAACAGAGUUGGUUAGAACAUAAGGAUGGGCAUAGUACUUGAUGCAAAAAUAGAAUAUCAGGUGAUCAAAAAUGGUUACCAUUGUGCCUCUUGCUAUUUUUAAAAAAAGUUGCUAUAUCAUCCGGUAUAAUAGAAUUGAUCAAAACAGUACAGAACAAGACCAAUAAAAACUACACUGGAGACCUUACAGGAUUUGAAAAGAAGAUAAUAUUCAAACCCUAAUGGGCAUCAUAGUAAAUCUUAUUGCCUACAAAGUGGUUGCCUAUACCCUCAAACUCGAUACUAUCAAACAAAAUAGAAUAAAGUAAAAUCAGGCAGAACAAGAUGGGGAGAGCAAUACUGGGGUUAAAAUCAGGUUAAUAGGAAAACAAAAAAAGUUACUAUAAUAUAUCCCGCUAUUUUUUAAUUUGGUUUUAUUUUACUUGAAAAAAAUAAGAAAACAUAGAAUAAUUUUUUUAAAAGGGUGGAGAUCGAGAUAAAAGAGACAUUGUCAUAGAACAACACAGGUCACAACUGCACAAUUAAAGCAUUUUGUUUCACCACCAGAUAAUCUAACAUAAUAUUUUCACCAUAGUGCCUCUUUCCUUGAAUUGUUUGAAUAUAAUGUCGUAUACUAUAGAAUCAAUCAUAUCAAGACAGUGUGAAGCCAUUCAAGAGAAUGAAAGAAUUACAGAGUAUUUAGAGCCAGUUAACAGAAAAUGGACAACGAUUUCUAUAUUAUCUCUUUGCCUGUGAAAAAUUUUAUUUAUACUAUCACAUACAGUAAAAUAUAUUAAGUUACAACAUGUUAAAACCAGUGGUAACAUGUACAACAGCUUGAUGGGAGUUCCAAAGAAGAUGAUAUUAAAUCAGCACCAGCUUUUAUGAUGUGUUAUUUUCUUCAGAAUAGCUAUUUGUACUAUCACCAAUACUAAAAUUGAAAAACCCAGGGUAAAACCAUUGCACUUCAUACCAUGUUGAUUGUACUACAGUUGCUUUGUAGUGUAACUUCAAGUCAGGGAUUGUGGUACCUCCUGCCUUGCUUUUGCUGCAUCUAACUGUCCUUGCUAUUCUAGGUUUCUUCUCAUCCCAGAUGAAUUUUAGGGAUGAUUUCUCAAGUUCUAUGAGGUAUGUUGAUGGUAUUUUUAUCAGAAUUGCAUUGCACUUAAUAAUGAGUGAAAACAUUAUAUGGAUUCAAACCAAUAUGAUUGGGUAUCAUGAUUACCACAUACUUCUAUGUAUUAUCAUUUCUUAUACUAGGGAUUAUAUUCAGUAUUUAUACAUGUGAGUUUGAUUUAUUUCACAUAUGAGUAUGGUCUCAAUCUGCAUCUAUUUAUUUAUAUGUCAAUGUGAUCAUUCUUUAUAGCUGAGUAGUACUCCAUUGUAUAAAAACACCAUAACUUUUUUAUCCAUUACUCAGUUGAUGGACACUUAGGUUGUUUCCAAGAUCUGGCUAUUACAAACUGUGCUGCUAUAAAAAUGGGUGCACAUAUAUCACUGUGGAAUGAUGCUUUCAGUUCUUCUGUGAAUAUGCCUAGAAGUAGAAUAGCUGGGUCAAAAGGUGCUUCCAGGCCCAGCUUUCUGAGAAAUCUCCAGACUGCCCUCCACAAUGGUUGCACCAGUCUACACUCCCACAAACAGUGCAGAAGAGUUCCUUUUUCCCAACAGCAUCUCUAAUAUGUGUUGUUGGCAGUUUUCUUGAUCUUGGCCAUUCUUUCAGAAGUGAGAUAAAAUCUCAGUGUGGUUCUAAUUUACAUUUCUCUAAUGACCAUUUAUGGUGAACAUUUUUUCAUGUAUUUAUUUGUCAUUUAUAUUUCUUCAUCUCAAAAUUGUUUAUUCAUCUCAGAUGCUCAUUUUUGGAUUGGGUCUUUGAAUUUUGGUGGUCUCAUUUUUUAAAAUACUUUAUAUGUUAUAGACAGAAGUCCUCUGUCUGAGGGGCAGUUCACUAAGACUUUUUCCUAGUUUGUGGGUUUUCUUUUCACUAUACUGGAGAUUUCUUUUGAUGUGCAGAAACUUUUUUAUAAGAGGUGAUCCCAGUUAUUGAUUCUGGGAAGCAUUUCCCAUGCGGUUUGAGUCCUGUUCAUCAAUUCUCUACCUACCCCUAUGUCUUCAAGGUUUUUACCCAAUUUGUCUUCCCAUAGAUUUAGUGUUUCUGUUUUAAUAUUUAGAUCUUUGAUCCUUUUAGAUUUUAUUUUAGUACAUGGUGAUAGGCAUGGGUCUAGUUUUAGUUUUAGGCAUAUGGAGAGCCAGUUUUUCACCACCAUUUAUUAAACAGAAUGUCAUUCUUCCAGUGAACAUGUUUGGCCCAUUUAUCAAAGAUAAGGUAUUUGAGUGUGUUUGUAGUGGUGGUUGUAUCUUCUCAUCGAUUCCACUGAUCUUUGGCUCUGUUUCAAUUCCAGUACCAUGUUGAUUGUACUACAGUUGCUUUGUAGUAUAACUUCAAGUCAGGGAUUGUGGUACCUCCUGUCUUGCUUUUGCUGCUUCUCACUGUCCUUGCUAUUCUGGGUUUCUUCUCAUCCCAGAUGAAUUUUAGGGAUGAUUUCUCAAGUUCUAUGAGGUAUGUUGAUGGUAUUUUUAUCAGGAUUGCAUUGCAUCUGUAUAAAAGUUUUGGGAGAAUGGCCAUUUUCACAAUAUUUAUUCUUCCUAUCCAUGAGCAAGGGAUGUCUUUCCAUUUUCUGAGAUCAUCUUCAAUUUCAUUUUUCAGUGUGUUAUAAUUUUCCCUGUAUAGGUCUUUCACUUCUUUCGUGAGAGUAAUUCCUAAAUAUUUCAUGUUUUUGGUUGCUAGUGUGAAGGGUGUGGCCUCUCUUAUUUCUGUCUCUGUGACUUUGUUGUUAGUGUAUAGGAAUGCUAUUGAUUUUUGAGUAUUGAUUCUAUCCAGCUACAUUACUGAAUUUAUUAUAUCUAGGAGUCUUUCAAUAGAGCUUUGGGGAUCUUCUAUAUAAAGAAUCAUGUCAUCUGCAAAUAAUGAUAAUUUAACUUCUUCUUUUCCUAUAUUUAAGCCUUUUAUUUCUCUCUUGUCUAAUUGCUCUGCCCAGUAUUUCCAGUAGUAUAUUAAAUAGGAGCUGUGAUAAGGGACAUCCUUGUCUUGUGCCUGAUUUUAAAGUAAAGGCCCUCAAUUUUUGACCAUUUAGUAUGGUACUGGCUGUUGUUUUGUCAUUGCCGGCCUUAAUUAUAUUGAGGUAAGGACCAUCUAUUCCAAUUUUCUGCAAGGCUCUUAUCAUAAAUGAAUGUUGGACCUUAUCAAAAGCCUUUUCUGCAUCUAUAGUAAUGACCAUGUGAUUAUAACUUUUGGCUCUAUUGAUAUGGUGUAUUACAUUUAUUGAUUUACAUAUAUUAAACAAUCUCUGCAUGCCUGGGAUGACUCCCCCUUCAUCAUGAUAUAUGAUCUUGUUGAUUUGCUGCAUCCUAUCUGCCAAAAUUUUAUUGAGGAUUUUUGCAUCCUCCUUCAUUAGGCAGAUUGGUCUGUAGUUCUCUUUCUCAGUUGGGUCCUCCUCUGGUUUUUGUACUAGAGUAAUAUUUGCUUCUAGGAAUGAUUUAUGAAGGAUUGCUUCCCUUUCCAUUUCAUUGAAGAGUUUGCAGAGUGUUGGCAUUAGGUCUUCUUUAUAUUUCUUGUAGAAUUCUUCAGCGAAUCCGUCUGGGCCUGGGCUCUUCUUUGUAGGUAAUUAUUUUAUUAUGUUUUCAAUUUCAUUAAUAGAAUUUGGGUUAUUCAGUAGUUUUACAUCUUCAUGACCUAGCUGUGGUACUUCAUAUGCUUUAGGAAUCUGUCUAUUUCCUCUGUGUUAUAAAACUUUGAGAGUAGAAGUUUUCGAAAUAGGUUUGAUGGUCUUCUGUAUUUCAAUAGGGUCUGUAGUAAUUUCACCUCUUUUAUUCCUUAUUGCUUGAAUUUGAACUUUUUCUUACAUUUUUUAAAUAAGGUUGGCUAGGGGCUUUUCAAUUUUAUUUAUUCUUUCAAAGAACCAGGUCUUUGAUUCAUUGGUUUUUUGGAUUGUUUCUUUAGUCUCUAUUGCAUUGAUUUCUGCUCUGAUUUUUAUAAUUUCUUUUCUUUUGGCUUUGGGCUUGACUUGCUCUUCUUUUUCUAGAUGUUUGGGGUAUAACAUCAGGUUAUUUAUUUGUAUUCAUUCUGUUUUCCUAAUGUGGGAACUCGUGCAAUAAAUUUUCCUCAGAGGACAGCUUUCAUUGCAUCACACAGAUUCUGGUAUGUUGUAUCUGUGUUUCCAUUUGUUUGUAGGUAUUGUUUAAUUUAUUCUUUAAUUUCCUCUGUGACUCACUGAUUACUCAAGAGUGUUAUUCUGUUUCCAUGUGUUUGUGGGAUUUUUGCAGUAUCUUUUAUCAUUAAUUUCUAAUUUCAUAGUGGUAUGGUCUCGUAGCAUGCAAGGGAUACUUUCAACGCUUUAGCAUUUAUUUAAAUAUGCUCUGUGAAUUAACAUAUGGGCUAUUUUAGAGACUGACCCAUGUAAUACUGAGAAGAAUGUGUAUUCUGUUGUUGUUGGGUAGAAUACUCUGUAUAUGUCUAUUAAAUCCUUUUAUUCACAGGUGCGAUUCAGUUCUUUUAUUUCUUUGCUCAUUUUCUGUCUGGUUGAUCUGUCCAUUGGUGUCAGUGGUGUGUUAAGAUCUCCUGUUAAAAUUGUGCUACUACUAAUUUGAUUUUUCAUUUUUGUUAGUACUUGUUUUAUAUAAUUGGGUGAUCUGGAGUUUGGUGCAUGUAAAUUUAAGAUAGUUUUCUCUUCCUCUUGGAGUUUUCCCCUAAGAACUAUGUAGUGACCUUCUUCAUCCCUUCUGAUCAUUAUUGGCUUGACUUGCUGGUCUUGGCAGGAAACCACGGGUUCUACAUCAGGUUUGAUUAUUAACUGCUUUCACAUCCUACAACAUCUUCAAAGUUGCAUUUUUAUAAAAAUAGCUAUAUAAUGUUAUGCUUACUUGUAUAGUCCCUGAUGAUGUAGACAAUUCAAUUGAAAAUAACAAGAGAAAGCAUAGCAAGUAGUGUAUAUCACCUAAUAUUGUGUUCUUAUAUGUCUCUUUCAUAUCAGGAUUUUCUAGAAAUUUGUUUUGUUGUCUUAUUUUGAUCUGUUUUCCCCCAUAACACAGAAAGGAUAGAUAUACACAUAGAGAUUCACACAUUGGAAGAAUUUCUAACCUAUUUAUUUAAACAAAUAAUAUAAUGCAUAAUGUAAUGCACAGAUACUCUGAAGAAGUGACACUAAGAAACCCAAUGCUAAUUCUGUAGCAUUAUGAUAUAAAAUUGAGCAAUACUAUUAUUCAUUGUUCAGAGUGAUAUUAGUCGAGUCUCUAGUUUUUUUGGGAAUUGUAAUUUUAACGUGGCGUUGUUUUAAUCUUUUGAUGCACAUGCUUCAUUUUCUCUUUCAUAAAUGAUGUUUCUGAAGUUGAGGCAAUAUUUGGCAUUAAGGUAUACAUUUGUAGAGGCUUGGAGUAUGUGUUUUUGAAAAACUUGUGUUCUUUUCACAUAACUUGUACAUUAAUGAAUGUUAUGUUUUCCAAGUUGUGACAAGACAUCUGCUGAUUUCCUAACAUCACUGGAUAUUAUACCAUAUAAAUUAUGUUGCCUGAUUUUGUUUCUCAGUGGAGCCAAUAUUUGUCAUUUAAGUAAACCUUUGUUUUUCUAACCAUCAGAAUUUUACUUGUUAUGUUUAUAUUACAUCUUUAUUUGCUACUAAAGUUUCCCCACAUGUACCAAAUGUAAACCAUACUACUGUGAAUUUCUGAUUGUGCCAUACUGACAGAAUCAUAACUUGUCUCCAAUAGCACAUCACAAUAUAUAUAUCAGAAUCUCCAGAAAUUAUAAAAUUUGGCAUGAUUUAUGAGUAACCAUACUUUGAAAUCAGUUUUUCUUUCAUAUGGAGUUGUUUUUGGGGAAAAUGUUGUUUUUGGAUGUAUCAUGCAAAUGCCUUUAUUUUAUUCCUUGAUGCUGUGAAUGCAUUAUAUAUUUUGUAAUUAUUACUUUUUUUUCCUAAAAUACUGAAGUAAUGGCAUGAAGGGAAACCUAAAUUAUGAGCUGUCAACACAGUAAAAAGUAAAUUUGCUAAAUUAAGUUUCAGAUUGUGUUCUGUUUUACUGAAUUGUGAAUUUAUACAAUGGCAUAUCACUUUAUUUAUAAGGACCAGUGCAUGAUGUUUGUGUUGUGUACUAAUUAUCUUUAAACACAUACAGUGGGCCACGAGUUCCAGUUGGUUUCCUGUUGCCUGUGGUUUUCACUUCCAUUUUAACAUUCAUGUAAUUUGUAACAUGUUUAAUGCAGUGUUGUUGAAUACAAAAUCUGCUUAGGAAUUAUGUUGUUAAAAACAGUGGUGUCAUGAAGACACAAGUGAACAUUGCAUUAAAUACCCCUAACCCAGUGAAGAUAGCUUGCCCAAGUCUCAAUUAUCCUUGGGAAAAUAAAUUCCUCACCUCUUAUGUAACCACCACUAAAACUAUAUCUAUUUUGUACUUAUAGAACCUGAUACACUUCACAAAGUAAAAGACACUGUGAAGUACAUUGUCAGCCUCUAUGCACUACACCAUGUGGCCAGAUUCCCUGCAGCAUAUUUCUUCUUAGCAUUAAUGGGAAUAUUUGGAGUUUGUAUUACAGCUAAUAAUAGAAUACUGAAUCUAUAAGACAUAUAUCCUGAAUACAUGCACUUUCUCAUUUUACCAUGAAAGUAAGUCUUGCUGGUCCUAUUGAUGCAUGCUUGUAAUCCUAGCACCUCAGUGGGCUUAAAUUAGUGGAAGAGGAAUUUGAGUCUAACCUACACAAUUAGAGUGGCUUGUCUCAAAAUAUAUCUUCAAGUUCUGCAGAUGUUGCUUAAUGCUUUAGAUCUCCUCCUUUUCAUCGCCAGCAUCAACAUUUUUUAAUACUCACAAUUGCACAUCAGUAGUUAUCCUUUUAUCGGUUGGCCAUGUAGCAGUUAUCCCAGAGAAUCACUUGGGAAACACAUUUGUUUUUGCAGUGACCAUCAUGAGCAUCAUUUGGGCAGUUGUCAAUUUAACCCAUUCAUUCUUGUAUUGAAAACAGUAGAAUUGUCACUUUUAUAUUCCUUGUUAUUUUAUAAAAACUAACAAAAAGUAUGCAAUUUUUGAUCAUUUUGUAUUUAAAUAAUUGCAUUGGUAAGGAGUUACCUAUAAAGAUUAGGCUAAAGAUGAUUUCUUUAGUUCAAGCAUCAGGAGAGAAUGAGAUGGGAUGAUAAUGGCUUUAAAGCUGACUUUGGGAGGCAAUUGCUAGAUGGUUUAGCAGAGUGUGAAACAAUUGUUUUUAUGCCUGCACUUGAAGUUUAAGGAAACAAGUACAUUGAGGUCAAGAAUAUAAAUGUAUGAUAGGGUAAAAGAAUCACUACUGCAAAUUGUGAUUUUUCUUUUAUUCAGGAAGUGUACUUUUUUUGGUAAUUUGUGCAGCAGUCUCAAAUAUGCCUCUAUUGGAGUAAAACAUAGUGAAACAUGAAAGAGCUAGACAUUGCGUGUUCUGAAUGUAGAGGUAUUAAAAAACAUUUUUUAAAUACUAUUGCUGCUGUUUUGUGUAGAAAAUAAGAUAGGGUGACAAAACAAGCAAAAAGGACUGUGUAAGAUAUUAAUCCUCCUGCAUAAACAUAGAAGCCACAAAAAGUCAAACCAAAAGGAUGAAGAAAUAAACUACAGAAUGAGAGAAAUUUUGCCUAUUACUCCCUGACAGCUAACAUGUAAAACCAAUAGGAACGUGAAAGGAAGGCACAUUUUUCAGAAUAUGUACAAAUUGCCAAGAAAUACUUGAAGAACUAUUGAGCAUUUUUGCACAAUAAAGAAAUGCAAAUAGGGACAUCAUUUCAUUGAAGAGAGAACUAAUCACCAUAAGAUCUAUUUAAUCUUACUAUAGGAACUAUUUAAUCUUAUUGGUGGUAAUGUAGGUAAGUAGUUCAACUACUACUGAAGUCAGUUUUUAAAGUAUUCAUAAGACUAAAAUUAGUAAUUCUCAUUAGUGCAGUGCCUCCUUUAGUGGGUCUCUUCCCCAAAGAGUUAAGGACAUAUUGCAGUGAUGCAUGUGCAUUCCUGUUACUGCAGCAAUAGUCAUUUUUCUGUGGAGAGCAGCAGCAAGCACUGCUCCAUCACCACCAAAUACCAAUGAUGAACAACAAAUACUCACUAGUGUACUCCAUUUGAUAAACUGUGAUAUUUUAUUGUGAAGUGGGCUGUAUCUUAGGUUUUCCUAGUAGACUACAGGUCAGUAUAAAUAUGAUAGUCAUACUAAUGUCACAAGGCCAUCACUAGUACACUAUUACAUUUAUUAGAUUUGAUAUAUUUAUCUUUUUGAGGAAACAUGUUGCUAUGAAGUUCAGGCUGGCUUUGAGGUCACAUUAUAACCCAGAGUGGUCUCAAACAAUUCUCCUUCCUUAGUGUCUCAAGUGCUGGGCUCCACACAAGAGCCACCAGGCCUAGUUUAUAUUUGGUAUAUUAAGUGCAUAUUCAGGAUAUUUUAUUUCAACUGUUUUUGUUGUUAAAGUAUUUCCAUAUUUUACCUCCAGCAUUUGUAGAAACUUCGGCCUUAUUGAGGUGGUGAUGUGCAUAUCACCAGCCUCAUGACAUUGUUUGCUGGGUUCAGAGCUGUCAGUGUACUGCAGUGAAACAUAUCUGUACAUAACUGUUUCUUUUUCUACUUUCCUUAGAAAACAUUUUUAAAAUUUCCAUGGAUAAUCAGAGGAUCAGUAACCCUGGCUAGAGUUUCAUGCAAAUUCUGACAGUUAACUACAGUGUAGCACUGACCCAAAGAUACUCUCUGUCAUCUGAGAGUCUCUAUAUUCCUGUCUGUACACACACUUUGUGCCUGAGCCAUCACCUGUUGUCGGUCCCAGAGUCUGCUGCAAGGCUAUGGAACACAUAGCUUUGUGACCGCCUCUAGACUGGUGUCCUAUAUGCCACUCUGCUGAGGCAGAGCACAGCUUCUGGCAGGAAGCCAGAGGCUCUAAGGCUCUGAGACAACACUGGUUUUUCUUUGUGAACACAGAUAAUAUUAUAUGUCUGUAAGACAGACAGCUCUGUCCCAUAUUUCGACCCAGGAAGACAGAAGAGGAAUCUGGAGACUGUGGAUUAGACAGGGGUGCUGCCCUUCUGCUCUGCCAGCCUGGUCUUGGGUGGGAACCUGACAGUGGCCCAGGCUUGCAUCCUCCCAGCACCUGCACCUGCCCAAGAGGAUCUGCCCUCAGGGCAUGUCAGACCCAGUCACACUUGACUUAGGGCAGGAAUUGUGUAGGGGGAUUCACAGUGGUGGUCAGGCCUUAAUGUUACUCUGCUGGACUCAGUGAGUCUGAGUGGCUUGUGGCUGAGUCUAGUGACACCUGUCCUCAUCUCUCUCCUGCCUCUGGGUGCCAGAAGGCUGGGGACAGUGAGCCCUGUCCUUUAAUGCCCUUGUCAUUUGGCAUUUGCCCAUAAUCAUCCUGAAGGCUCUGGGAUGAGUGAACCAUUUUUUCAGCCAUUUCCACAUUGUCUACCUAUGCGGGAUCCUGAAGCUGGGGUCUCGUGUCCUGAGAAAGCACCAUAACCUGCUCCCUGUUCACUGUCUUGAGCCAACUGUCUGUAAAGACCAACUGUCACCAGACCAAGGUGCCUGGUGACCUGAGCCUUCAGAGUUCUGUUUGGACCUAUCGCCAAGGAAGUGAGGUCAUGCACUGGGGUCCACAGUUUGGCCUUCCUCUGUGAUAUCACCUUUCUUUUUGUUGUGAAACAAAUCUAUGUCCUCCUUAAAAACAACAAGUUAAAAUGCUAGAAAACAGUGUAUACAUUUAGACUUUGCUGCACUUUGAAAAUUUUAAUGCAGCAAACAUGUAAAUGCUUCAGAUGUGUCAGGCUAGGUGCCAAACACAAAUGCCCAUCCAAAGGAUCCGUUGUCUCGGAGGAUGAAAGACACAUUGUCUUCUGUUAAAGAUUUGUCAAAUGUUAGGAAGACUUCCUUUCUUGGGCUUAUGUUAGUUUCAUUUCAGUUCCAUUAGGAAGCAGAAUACCCAUAAUAAUUUUACCAAACAAUGUAAAGGUCUCAUGUUAUAAACCCCAUAUAUCCAGGGGAGGAGGAUUCAUAGCCAGUUUUACUCUCACGAGCUUAGGAAUGAUUAUUUAUUCAAUCUUAGAUGUUCAACUCAGCUAUAUACUGUAGUUCUCCAAACUCUGAACUCCAGGGAGGGGGGACAGCAGGUGGUGAGUACAAGGGGAGGUGACAUCAUCAACCCAUACUGAUGAAGGACACAUAUGCAUCACUCCUGGAGAAAUUGUCUCCUAGCUGCUGCUGUCACUUCCUUUCCUCCCAUCCCAAUCAGAACAUGGGCUUUGUGUUCCUGAUGGGUAGUUUCCCUUUCCUAGAGGUGAUGGUGCUGAGCCUUUUCAGUUGUAAUACUCUUUGGUUGGUCUCCUUGAAGCAGUGUUUCCAUGCCGGUCUCUCUCUGUGCUGCAACCACCCACUAUUAUGUGGCUGAACCAAGCACAUGCACCUGUCACCCAUCUUGUGAUGGCCAUUUUUUAUUUUUUUGGGUGAGACUUCAAAAGGAAGCUGCCACACUCAUUAUUACACAAGAAUUUGAGUGCAUACUGACAUUUAUUUCAAAGAAAAUGCAUCAUAUUGCUGGUGUAUGAAUAACUUAGAACUUCUUGCUGUAUCUUUGGAAGCAGAUGUUUAAAGCAGAGUUAUGUGGUUCCUGUUUUAUUUUGUUUUGUGUUAUUUUGCUAUACUAUAUUAUGCUCUGUUAUGUUAUAUUAUGUUAUCUGUUGGUGAGGAUUUUGAAGGUCCUUCAGGGUGUUUUCAGUACUUUCUGAUUUGGUUUUGUAUAACCAACCUGAUGAACUUUGAGAAUAUCAAAAACUUUGAGGAAUUUUGUUUUGGAGAAAAUUUAAAGAGGAAAACACAAUCAGGGAUGUUGGUGCACACCUGUCAUUCCAGGACUCCGAAGGCUGAGGCAGAAAGUUUGUGGUGAGUUUUAGGUCAUCCUGGGCUACAAGGGAAGAUCAAGGUCAGACUGAACUGCAUAGAAAAACCCUGUCUGAAGAAAAAGGAAAGAAGAAUGAGACCAAAAAAAAAUGAUAAAAAUGAAAAGUCAAAAAUAGACUUUCUAGUGAGAAAUCUUUGUGAGGUUCUCUUGCAUGUGUACUUUAGUCAGCACACCUAGCAUAAGGUUUACCAUCAUGGAGACAUUGAUGUGCUUCCUGGUGUUUGUACUCUUUCAAUUUUUAAAUGCUUUUUACUUAGAUGACUGCAGAUAUGCUGCUAACUAUAUCCUUUUAGGAUUUGGGUAGUUCAGUAUGAAGAGAUUUUGAUCAUUCUGGUUUUUUUUUUCUGUCCUAAAUAUAUAUUAAUACCAGAUUUUGAGCAAAGGAUUACUAUUUUAUUUUGAAAUAAUAAUAAGAAUCAUAUAAAGAUACACUUUUUAAGUCUAUAAAGAGAUAAAAUAAGUAUAGAUCAAUAGUGAUUAAUGUACCUUGUUCAGUGACUUCUGAGAUUUCUUAAAGAUCAAUAUUUUCAUACAUUUGUAAAAGCUUUGGUUUGGUACAAAUUUUAAGACAUGGUCUCACUAAUUUUCUAAAUGUGCCAGGCUAGGCUUAAACCUUUCCUCAUCAUUCCUCCCCCUCCCAGGGUGCUGGGAUUACAGGUGUAUAUUAUCCUGAGUUGGCAAUGGGUAGCAAUGUUGUGUAUUCAUGCAAUAAAAUGUUUGGCUUUGGUCUUCAGACACUUUGUAGACGGAGUCUCUCUAGUUAAGCUGUCUGCACCCUCCUAGCCUGCAGCUUCUUUCACAGUGAGUAGGACUGAAAAUCCCAUUAACACUGUUAGUAGAUUCUCUGCUUUUCUAACUGUGGUCAGCAGGCACUUCAGAAGAUUACUCCAAAUGCCUUCAGCACUAGGAUUGAGGCUUGGUGUCUUUGAAGCACAUUCUCUUUUUCUUUGAUCCCUCAUGGAAUUUGAUGAUUGUUUGAAGUCAAAUCACAAGAAAGGUGGGAAGGUUAAAGCUACUUGGGGCACACUCCCCUCCAGAAGGCCAGGCCAGUGUAAAAAUUUAUUUACCCUCCUGGUGUCAGUUGCAAGGUUUUUUGUUUGUUUGUUUGUUUGUUUUGUUUUGUUUUUGUUUUUUUGUUGUUCAAUUUCUAGGAUUUGAAUACAGAGCUUUGCAUUGGCUUCUUUGUCUUCACCUUUUAACACUUUUCUUGUUUUGAGCCAUGUCCUUAAUAAAUGGCUAAAUUGCUGAGGCUCACCUUGAAUUUGUGAUGCUCCUGACUCUGCCUUCCAGACUGCUAGGAUUACAAGCCACACCACUGACCUGGUCUCAUCAUAGUGUUGUUAAAAACUUAUUGGCUGAGCAAGGAAUGAUGAAAAUGCCUGUAAUGCCUAUACUCAAGUGACUGAGGCAGCAGGGUUCCUGGGAUUUCCAGACAAGCCUGCAGCAUAUUCUGAGUUCAGCUCAGGCUACAAUGACAUAGGGAGACCCUGACUAUAAAAAGAAAAUGAAAAAAUAGGGAAGAAAAGGAAAGGAAAGAAAAGGAAAGGAAAGAAGAAAUAAAAUAAAAUUCCUAGUGAUUUUGUCAUUUGGUGUGCAUCUGGGCAAGCUGUUUUAGUCUGUGUCCUUUUCUUCCAGUGUAAAACCCUUUUGACUACUGUUACUUUAUAAUACCUGGAAACUAGUACUUUUAUGCCUCCUCUUUUAAUGUUCUUCCUGUGGCUAUAGGAUGACUCUUUUAAUUCCUUGUGAAUUGUCAUUUUUUUUAUGUUCCUAAGAAAAUGGCAUGGAUACUUUGACAGGAAUGGCACUGAAACCCCUGGUUGCUCUGGGUAGCAUGUACAUUAUAACAUGAAUUCUUCCCAUCCCUCAUCACAGUGUGGCUUUUCUUCUGUUAGUGCUCUUCUACUUAUUGCAUUCCAAGAAGAUGUGAGUUUGCUUCAAUUUCUCUAAUCAAUAGUUAUUUUUGAUUAUUUAUGAAAUGAAUUGUGUCCUUUGUAUUUGAGGCUACAAUUUGUUUGUAGUACUAGUAAUGAACUGAUUAGGGCAUGUUACUCAUGUAUCCUGCAAUUUAAGUGAUUUGUGAAUGUGUUCUAUAAGGUUGUCAAUGGAGUUUAAAUUUCUUAUAUAGAAUGCUGCACCCUCAGGAAAACUGAGACAACACUUAAUUCUUCCUUUCUGAUUUGGAAGGCUUUGCUUUCUCUUUCUGGAUUAACUUCUAUGGCCAGGACUUCGAGUACUGUAUGUUGAAAAGAGUUGCAAGCCUUGUCUUCUUCCUGACCCUAGAAGCAAAGCUUGCAGCUUGUCAGCCUCUUAGUACCAUGUCAAGGAUGGAGCUUGCCAUGCUGUGCUGAGGUCCAUUCCUCCUACUUAUAGUCUAUGAAUGAUUUUUAUCAUGAAAAAAUGGUGACCUUUUGAGGUUCUCAAAGCUGUUUUUCCAAAUCUCUUCAGGGGUUAGCUGUGCCUUAUGCUGUGAAUGUGGUAAGUGACACACACAAUAGUUUGUGCGAGAGGGAACAUUCUUGCACCACCGAGACUGAGCCCAGUGUUGAUCAUGUUGGUUAAUUUUGAACAUGCUGGUGAGUUAAUGUGGCAAACAUUUAGCUGAAUACUUUUGUGUAUGUUUGUUAGGAAUAUUUGCCAACAGAGUGUUUUCACUUAUUUUAUUUUUAACACAUUAUUGUCUGGCUUCAUUCUCAAGAUGACUUGUCACUUAAAAGAACUUGGUGGUGAUUUUUUUCUCCAACUUGAUGGAAGAAUUUAAAAACAAUCAGUAUUCAUUCUUUAUCACAUACUGGAUAAAAUCCACCAGUGCACGUAUUGUAUCCUAGCUUUGUUGUUGUUAUGAAGCAGCUGUGAAGUUUACCCAUUGCCUGUGCUCCUUAUUGCUCUGUUCAUCACACUGUUUACUUCUGAUGCGUGUGGUUUGGGGACAUCAAUGGACACCACAUAUUCUUUAAGGGUCACAUUUCAUUUUAUUUACGGAUGCUACCAUUUACUUUUGUAUCUUCAAACUAUCUCCAUAAUAUAUAAUUUUGUGAGUAACUCCUUUCAGUUACUCAGUUUUUAAUGCACACUCUUGCAGGGUUUGGUUACUGCUGGAGGAAACUGGGGCUAGUGAGGGCCUGGUCUCUUAUUUAAGGUCUUGUACCCUGACCUGCCUGCAGUGCCUCCAUCUGAUGGCCUGCACCCUGUAAACACCUUUCCUUUUCCAUAGCUAUGGUGAGUCCACAUGUGGCAGUUCAGAUCUGCAGCUGGGUGGAAAACAUUCAGUCAAUUUGAGUUCUGCAACAGACUGACCUCAUACAGAGCUCCCCUGAGUGAGACAGGGGGCCUCAGGCAUGUGGGGAGGAGCUCUGGAACUAUUUCAGCUCUCUCCUGUCCAGUGUGAAGUGUGUGACGCUUUCCUUAGAACUCACCGAUGGAUGAGGCAGCCUAGACUGGGCCUUUUUUAGCCAUGGUUCCUGCUAGGUGCCAUGGUGUCCUGCUCCUCCACCUGGACCAUCUCUCUGAUUUCAGAUCUCCACAGAGAUCUGAGCAGACUCAGUUUUCCUCUACCAGGCUCUAACUCUAUGCUGAGGAUUCAGCUGAAAUAUCUUCGACCCUCAAAUUCAUCUUACAUACAUUUAACCUGGAUAUUCCACUUCUAAGGCUCAUUAUAAAAAAUGAUAUUGAUAGACACCAUAUUCUCUUCUUAAUCAGUUAAGGUGUGGACAGUUAGAAACCAUGAAUGUUGCACAGCACAGCUGCUCAGUUAAUUAUAAAUAACAGCCACUGAAAAUGUUGAAAGAAGGCCAUGUCCUAGGCCAUGUCCCUGAUCUUUCCUGAGAUGGAAGAGAGCUUGUGUCCUGGCUCUCUCUCCACCCAGAAGUGAAGAGACACAGGCCUGCACAACAGGUGAGGACAGGAGAGAGGAGCUGGUCAAUGGCAGAUGUCUCAUCCUGGGAGGGAUGCCUUUGGGGAUUUUCCAUUUUGUUUUCCACUGCAUUAUUUAUAGUGCUCCACUCAAUAUUACUUCUCUCCUGUUCAAUUCACUUAAGAAUAAAUAGUUGGUAUUUUCUUGAAUAGGUGAGUGGAAAUGGAUGACUUAAUUUUCUUUUAUCUGUAAUCUAGGAUAAUCAUAUAGAAGAACAUUCAAGCAUUUCUUUAUAGAUAUAUAAAAUGAGUCUUUUUAUUCAGAAAUGCAACACAUCAUUCAUGACUAACUUUUACAUCCCCAACACAUAAAGCCAUGUGGAUCCCGCUUUGGUGGGUGUCCUGCCCUCCCUACCUGAGAAUUCACUGUGCUCAUCUGUGUCUGGUAGAUGACACCCAGAAUCUUCUUCACUGUCUCUUUUGCCAGUAUGGAAGACUUGAAUCUUCCUGUGCUCAGGCCAAGCAGGGAGUGUGCAGCAUGCAGAGGAGCCAGAACCUCCUGCCUUACACCCAUUUCCACCACUGCAUCCAUGCUGCAGCCCUGCAGGCCCAAUAAGGCAGAUCCACCAGGGUACAGCAAAGACUCUGCCACCUCAGCCCCAGGGACCUCAACUCCUGGGUCCUGGCCUCAGUCUCCACCAGGCUCCAGGCCCUGCCCUGGGUUGGACAUUCAUAGUGGGCCAGACACAACAUCAGUGUCUUGGGGCUAAGUCCAUUUUACACAGUGACCCUUCCAUUCUGCAAAUUUUGAUCCUUUCCUUUGUAAAUGAGGCUGAGGCAUUGGAGACAAAACCCGCACAUUAGCAUUAAUUUUUGUUUUUCUUUCCCCUUCUUCCUCUUCCUCUUCCUCUUCCUCUUCCUCCUCCUCCUCCUCUUCUUCUUCUUCUUCUUCUUCUUCUUCUUCUUCUUCUUCUUCUUCUUCUUCUUCUUCUUCUUCUUCUUCAUCUCUUCAUCUUUGUCUUUGUCCUUGUCUUGGACUUCUUUGUCUUUGACUUCUUUGUCUUCUUCAUGGUUUCUUUGUUGCUUUAAGCAUAUAUUUAGAGGUGCAUUUUGCCAAAAACCUUUCUUUGUCUUUUCACUUUCUAGUUAACUGAAGUUUUUACAGAUCUCUAUUGCAAUUGUAACCGUCUGUGUUUCAAUGCUCAGAAUCCAUUCUGCAGCUUGGUAGAAUGAGGGAAGUAAAGCAGAAACUGAACUUGGGGAAGUUUUUGUGCAUUUUAGCAUAUCGUACAACAACCCCUGACUCAUGGCUUUUUACCUCAAAAAUAUGGACUUCAGCAGCAAGUGAGUCUGCCACAGACAAAAUGAGUUUCCUGUAUGUAUUUCAAACAAUCUCAUUUCCCCUCAACUUGUGAAGCACAUGGUAUAGGUUUCUUAUGGCCAAACUUGAAAAAUUAUUUCCAGUACAUGAAAGGCUGCCACUGGUCCAGAAAUCAUGACAGAACUUUCUUGUAAACAUAUAGUCUGAUCCACACCCUGGCCGACAGAAGCUAAGAGAGUCAGAGAUGGCUGGCACAGAUAGAAACACCUCAAAAUUGUCAACUACCAGCUGCAACAAGCAGGAACCACUUUGCUGACCUUUCAGUGUUGGGUGAUGGAAUUGUGUGGUGGGUUUUGCACUAGGUUUUCUGA